GGUCACUGCGUGAGUACGUCUCGCGCUUUGUGUUCCUAAAACCAACCACGCGUUACUCGUUUAGAAAUAACUAACUUCUUAAAAAGCAAUUAAUUUGUUUGGAACACUCGCAAAUCGUUCGGGAAUUUAAAAUAAAUCGCGUAAAAAUUCGUGUUACAUUUUACACACCCCGAACUUCUCAUUCAACAAUCCGAAGUGUUUUCGGGCACGAUGGGCGUCAUUAAAGUGGCUCCGGACACCGCGUCCCUCAUCUCGGCGUGCGACUUGCUCGACGACAUGAAGAGCGAGUCGAGCUACACCUCUUCAGAAGAUGGCUGCGGCGGCGGCGAGCGGCACGCCGUGCUCAGCUACGAGCAAGUGCGGAAACUAAACGACGUCAUGGACGAGGUCGUCCCUAUACACGGGAGGGGAAACUUCCCCACUCUCCACGUGAGGCUGCGCGAGCUGGUGGCCGGAGUGAGGGCCCGGCUGGAAGCCGCCCAGAGCGAGGGCGGCGCGGGCAUCACGGUGAGGGACGUGCGCCUCAACGGAGGCGCGGCGAGCCACGUGCUCGCGGACCGCCCGCAACUCUACUCCGACAUAGACCUGAUCUUCACCGCGGAGCUGCCCACCGCGCGCCACUGCGACCGCGUCAAAGCCGCCGUCCUCGGCCACCUCUCCACACUCAUGCCGGCUACGACGCCGCGCCGUCGCGUCCCUCCAGCCGGUCUCAAAGAAGCCUACGUUUCCAAAAUGGUGCGCGUGAACUCCGACGGAGAUCGCUGGUCGUUGAUCUCCCUCGGCAACUCUCGGGGACACAAAUCCGUCGAGUUGAAGUUCGUGGACACGAUGCGUCGCCAAUUCGAAUUCUCCGUAGACUCAUUCCAAAUCGCUUUGGAUUCGUUGCUCGCGUUCCACGAAUGCGCUCAGCUACCUAUCGGAGAGAACUUCUACCCGACCGUCGUCGGCGAAUCUGUAUAUGGAGACUUCGGAGGAGCUCUCCUCCAUUUGACGGAGAAGUUGAUCGCGACUCGGCAACCCGAAGAGAUCCGAGGAGGCGGUCUCCUCAAAUACUGCGCGCUGCUGGCGAAGGGGUACCGGCCGGCGCGACCGGACAAGAUCAAAAUCCUUGAACGCUACAUGUGCUCGAGAUUCUUCAUAGACUUCCCGGAGCUCGGGCAGCAGCGCGCGAAGCUCGAGGCAUACCUGCGGAACCAUUUCCUGGGCCGGGAGGAAGAGGCGCUAAAGCACAGGUACCUGACGCUGCUGCACGGCGUGGUGCGCGAGUCCACGGUGUGCCUCAUGGGCCACGAGCGGCGGCAGACCCUCGCGCUCAUCGAGGCGCUGGCGUGCCGGGAACUAUGCGCGCGCACGCCGAUGCUGAUGCCCGGGAUGGGCCUGGCCGUGCCCGGCGUGGCGCUGCCGCCGCCCGGCUACUACGUGUGCGUGUGCGCCGCGUGCGCCGCGUGCGCUGCGUGCGCCGCGUGCGCCGCCUGCUGCGACUGCUGCCGGCCCACGCUCUGCCCGGCGUGACAGCUCCCCUACGCGUUCCAACCACGAUGAAUUUAGUGCCAAAUGUAUAUAAUAUAUGUAUAUGUAUGAAGAGAUAUGGAAUAAUUCCACGCUACGUAUACGCGUGCUGUAUAUAAUGUGAGAUUUCGCGCGCUGCGCUAUCGAUUCUGCUCACAGAUCCUACAACUUUUUGUGACAUUUAGUAAUUACUGUCGCUACCAGGGCCUUUGUUCUUUUCGAAGUUGAUAUUGUAUGCAGUGGCGUGCACGGGUUCGAAGCUAGAGUGAGCAUAUUUAUUGGCAGAUUGUAAUGAAAAACAAGCAUUGCUCAUUAAAUAUUUCUGCUAAUGUAACCAGUUAUGUACCUUUAUGACCUGCAUGCCACUGAUCGUAACUAAACGCGAAUUGGAUUUGGUGACGACUGGCACCUCUUAAUACAAACUCUGUCAAGUUUUAUUGUAAUUAAAGAAUAAGGACCCUGUUAUCAAAUAAGACUGUUAUGCUAAUAGCGAUUUAUGCAAUCGUAGUUUUGUAUUAAUAUGACAAGCAGGAAGAGUAGCAACUGGAAUUGCUAAAUGUCAGAAAGCUCAGAAUCAGGGCCCUGAAGCGAACCGGCCAGCGUUCUCGCGAGAGAAUCAGGGUCAAUUCGAUGUUGCUCACUAUACUUGAAUCAAUUCUCGUCAAUUCGUGCAAUGCCGCGUUUGUCUCACUCGCUGAAGAGCGUAUACAGUUCCCCCAUUAGGUCAGUUCACCCCGCCCCUAGCACGAAACUAGGCUGAGAUCUACCCCAAAGGCAAAUCUGUAUAAUUUUAAAGUAAAGUUGAGCAAAGUCAAAGUACGCUCUAUACCUAUUAUGUAUUAGUCUUAGUCACCGCGUUAAAGAAUCUGAAAUACUCUUAUCCGACAGUGGCAGAGUAUUAGCCAUUUGUAAAGGUGCAAACACAUUACUGUGUUGUGUUAUGUCUUGACCCAAGCAAUUUGUUCAACGUUAAAGGGUAUUUUCGCGAAGGCAUUUAGAAUGAAAUGGGUUUAUCCAUAUACAUUGACGGUCAUAGCGCCCCAGCGCACAGACGCUUGAGGCACGUACAUAUUGGUAUAUUAUUGCGACAACUUUCCAACACACUACACCACAGUGAUGUGCUUGCAACCUUAACUGCGAUUGUCUUAUCGUACUGUAGCUGUCAUAGUUCAGUGCUAGGGGUGCACCAGGCACGAAUACGGACCGACACGGGCCGUGCCCGGCACGGACGGUAAUUUCUAGUCGUACUCCUCACGUGUUAACACCUUAAUAUGUUAGCAGUACGAAAAUUAUUUUAAAUCACGUGGCGGUACGCGGAGCAACCAAGUAAGCGUCGACGGUCUGCCUAAAGACUAGUUAGUUAUUUUUAAGCUUCGUAUGUAAAGUAUAUAAACUUAAAUAAAGAUUUAAGGUUAUAAAGAUUGUUCCAUUGUAGUGGCAUAUGUCUCUCUUCUUCGGACCGUGGUGAAGUGUUAGCCUUAGAUUUCUCUUGCGCUGACGUCGGUCGCGCGUACGGUCAGCGCUUUUAGCAUUAUCAGCGUCGGAGCGUGGUGCUUGCACCGACGGACGUCGGUGUAGGAAGAAUUAAGUCCCAAAUAACAAGAAACAAGAAAGAAUCACUAAACACGAGCGUGGACACGAUACACGUACUAAUGCUGUUCGCACAUUACGGAUACAACCGCAAGCGCAACGCGCCGCCAUCUGACGUCACUCCUUGCGGCUGCUCGAAAGAUUGUACUAUUUUACACAUAACUUUGUCAUUAGUAGUUUACAAAGACUUCAAUAGGCUACAAAGUUGCAUUUUUAUCGAAAAUCAAAUUCAUAUAUUGUAUGAUCGAAAUAAGAUGAAGCUGCAAUUUAAAUGAGGUACAUAAAUGCGGACGUUUUGUCAUUUAAAAAAAAUUAAAUUAAAUGUUGGCAUCUGAAGUCUGAACCCUAUGGUGAUACGUAUCUUAGGACUCGCAAUUAAAAUCGAAGCGGGUUUUCACUUUUCAGCACUGAAAAAUGCGUUAGAUUCGGCGCGUGCGCCGUAAUGUGCGACAUCAUAAAAAUAUGUAAUGUAUGAUAAUUGUUGACCAAAUCCGGCCCAGGCGAUGGCCUUUAAAAAGCAAAAAAUUCGUUCUAUAUUUUUUCAAAAUAAAAAUCUUGCAAUCGCAGACAAGAAUGAUUCAAAACGUGGAAUUUACUCUAUAGUGCGCGUAAAACAAGUAGUCCAGUCUGAAGUUGUAACAUGGUAGUUUGCGCAGGUUUAAAUUUUAAAAAAAAUUAAAGACAAGCCGGGCUUAGAUGUGCCCUCCAAUUAUGUAAGAAUUUGCGUAUUCAUCGUUAUCGCAAUCGUUAGCAAAUUCUGCCACAUGACUGGCUGUAAAAAAAUAUAAACAGUGAAUCAACUAAUCAAAGGACAGAAUUUGCUGUCGAUUAUAAUAGCGGGGAGUUGUUUCGUAAAAUGUGUCGGCAUACCUCUGGUGUAUUGGAUUUCCUUUUGCGCGCACUACAUAGGCACGUAUAGGUAUGGACGCAUAGGUACAUUACAAACGCAGAAGUCGAAAUCUAGUAAAAUUGAGUAUGUCGGAUGGUUUUGUGUGGACAAACACACUAUCUAGCGUUACUGUACUCCUUAUAUAUAUAUUAAAAGUACGAACUAGAUCGAGCUUCGAGCGUUGCACUGCUUUCAUUGAAAUCGAAGGGGAUAAUGAGAAACCAUAUUUUACUAUCGUAUUUAUUAGAUCAGGAAAUCGUAUACACGUCAUAGAGUAUAUAACCAUUAGAAGCGAUAGAGCAGUCAUUCUGAAUCUCUUUCUGUCAACAACUCGGCGAUUACGCACUAACUGUCCUCACUUUGAACAAUUUUCUUCAAAUCCGAGGUGAUGUAAAAUUCCCACGUCACGUCAAAAAUAUAUUCAUGAAGUAAAUUAACUUUUUACCUUAUAUUUCUAUCGUUUUGGCUUGGCUACCGUGGUGGUCUAUGACCGGUAAAGGGUUGAAAUGUUGAUGAGAAUGAUGAUGAUGACGGCUGCUCUAUGGUUAUAUACUCAAUCAAUGGUACAGUACUCUACGUGAUUGCUCUAGUAUUGUAUACGGCUUGGUGGAAGUAACAAAGUAAGAUAAUUUUAAAAUAAUUAUAAAAAAAUAAAAAUCAAAAAAAAUAUAACAAGGCGUAUACAAUAUUAAAGGUCACUCAUAUGUUGAUCGCAUAUAGACGAAAGAUCCGCAAGCAACGAAUUUUUCAGUAAGUACAAGAAAUCCGCAAAAAAAUUGAAACGUAAAGACCUCACAGGCGCAGGUCUAAUCUCUGUGGUCUCACCGUCGCGGAUUCGAUUCCUGAAAUUUGGCAAUUUUAAUUCCUAAAUUGUUAUAGGUGCAAAGUUCUACUGGCAAAGCUAUCUAUGCUAUAAAAGCUAAGUCUGUUAAAUUAUCUGAUAGGUCAAUGUUGUAUAGAAGCAAUGUUGCGGAAGUCCAUGAUAUACAAGGAACCAAAGCUUAAUUCGCUAUAAUCAGACAGACAGCAACAGACAAGUCUGUACAAACAACAUGCAGAACGCGGUGUGCACCGCCUGCCCUCCCAAUGCUAAACAUGCAGGAAAAGCCAGCUACCAAGCAAGCGAUACGCACUACCACUGCGCAGCGCCACACAAAUCCCUACACCACUCGACGCACUUUUCGCCCCAAUGCGAUUUGCAAUGCAAUAACUUUUGCAAUUGUGUAUUGCAAAACUUGGGCAAACUCGAAUCAAAUAAAAAAACAUCGGCAUGAUGUAGUCACGGACACCUUGUAGUGAAAAAUGCGUUGUUUGCGGCGCAAAGUGUAAUGUGCGUUCACCAUUAAUAUUAAAAACACCAUAUAUAAUGAGUAUUUUAAGAACAUUUACAAGUUAGAGUCAUAUAAAGUAGUAACAGAGUACUUAGAAGCGUUUUGUUUUUAAUUCUUAAAUACAAUAGUAUUUUGUAAAAAAAUGUGAUUUUAUUGUUGUAGAGUUACUCUAAUGUUGUCGAAGGUUAUAUAACAAUAUUACAUAGUUAAAUUCAAUAGAGAUAUAUCAUAUUGUUGUAUUUUAACUAUACAUAGAUAUAUGAAUGUUUGUCCGGCCAGCAUACGCAUGUGUUAUACAGGAUGAGUUGAAAAUAGACAAAUACUUUGACCGUUGGUAAAUUGGGAGAUUUAUUCUUAAAAUCCAUAUAAAAAAUUAAAUUGACGUAUUAAAACAUUGACACGUAAAAAAGACAUUUAAAAUCACAUGCCUAGAAUGGAAGAAAAAAAAAUUAAACUUUUUCGCGAGAAAAAAAAACCUGCUGUAAGUAUAUGUAUUUGAAAAUACUUAUGGAAUCAUCUACAGUUGUUACAACUAAAGAAAACUACAAUUUUGUCUUUAUUACGUCAUUUCGUUAUCAUUUCAAUAAUAAAAAUUAUACAGUUUAUUUGAUUAGAUAUAAACCUAUAAGAAGAUUUAUUCAUAACUCCCUCUUUUUUAGAUGUACCUACAUAUGAAAUAACUUGAUGGAUUAAAAUCGAAUAAAAAUAACAUGCAAAGAAUGAAAAAAAUUGCUGUUGUUUUCAAAAAUUGAGAGUCAAGAAUUGAGAAAGAAUUCAAGUAAAAAUUUUGAUUUAUAUUUUAAGUUAUCAAAAGGUAGCAAAGAAAUACAUUUUUACUUAAUUAUGUAGUGGGUACAUACUUGAAACAUCUUAAAUGGAUUUCGAAGAAUAAAUCUUUUGCUAAUAAAAGUUAAUGUAGAUGUUAAGAUUCUUGUUUAAAAACUUGCCCUGUAUAUUUCGUCAGUGCGUAUUAAUGGUUAUAUUCUAAAAGUGCAUAGCAAUGUGUGAAACUUAAUUAUUUUCGUGUUAAGCUGUAUUUAUCCGGAGUAAUCAAGUACAAUGCUUGUAGAUUUUGUGGUAGUAAGUCUACUUACUUCUCUAGCGUUGGCGUAAACUAUUUGUAUGCCAAAUUGUACAGCGCACCUAGCGGCUACGCGAAGAACAACAGUCUACUACUUGUCAUACAAAUAGUUUACACGGAUAAUAGCGAGUAGACGUUUUAAAAACUCAUUUUAGUUUGGAACAAAUAACGAUUUAAAUGAACGAAUUUUCAGAUUUGCUCACUUGUCGAACCAAAAUUUAAGAUCUCAUUUUUAUUAGCCUUCGAAUUUUUUGGUCGGGACGUUGAUUUUGAUAAAAGGCAAUCACUUUUUUGGAUCUUUAUUUUUCGAUGUUUUUUGCUACAUUUGGCCUACUAUUAACCAACAAUUUCAUUAAGUAUGGCAUUUAAACAAAAUUCUUUAUCAUGAAGUUAACUACGUUUCGUCCACGCUUUUUUUGAAAACUAUAUGUCUGAUUUAUUGUGAAUUUUAUAAAGCUUCUUAGGUAAAAGAACAAUUAUAACUUAAUCUGAUAUUAAGAUUACAAACUUAGAUACCUACAGUAACGUUUAGGUUUUUAGUAAUGGAUUUUACAAUUGUUAACACGUCGUUUUUAGUUAACUUCUUAAACUAUUUUUCAAAAGUGUGGGUCGAUCACAUAAGAACACUUUAAGUGCCGGCUCAAUCGAUAGGCAAAAUUUGUGAGGUUUGCAGAGGGGGUUAGGAGUUAGGACCACAUCAUAAUAUCCGUUAUACCUUGCAGUUGUAAAUGUUCUAUUUUCGCGGACUGUCCAUCAUCUGCACCGGUCCUAACAUUCUUAAACAUACUUAAGUUCAACUGUACUUAGUAAAUAAAUAAAGUACAUAUAUUCCAUUUUUAUUAAGAGUGAUUAUAAGAGCAAGGUCACAUUAGAGAAUUUCUGUCUUUUCGCUUGCUUAUAAUAAUAAAUAGUAAUAACACGACGGAGUUUACAACAUUAAACCAAGCUUUUAAAAUAUUGAUAAGGAAAAUGAGUAGACGACACAAAUAGGACAACUUGUUCUUUCUACAAUGUGCUGCCUAAGUCAUGGCAGUAAUAUUAUUAUGUGACAAAAGUACAGCAACAUUUUACCACGCGAAGCACAGCGUGUGUGACCUUGCCCUAAGUUCAUUAUCACUAGGAUUACUUGCUGUAUCGAGACAGGCGCCUAAGUUGUAAUUCCGUGGUCUUUUCUACAAAAACUAUAGUUUUUCUAUUAUUGUCUUUUUAUAUAGGCUUAAUUUUACAAGAAAUAUUAUUUAUAUCUUCUACUCUAUAACUAUCAUAAAAAAAUUGAGCUUCAAAAUUUACAUUAUAGUUCAAGACAAAAAAGUUAAUAUUUGGUCUCCAUUCUUAUACGCCGCUCUUUUUAAUUUGUGAAGUAAAAAACAAAAACACUUUAUAGUUAUUGCUUGUGAAAUUAAGUCCAAAAAUCUGUGAUUAUAAAUAGUACAUCAUUUAUUGGCAUUAGCUCUUAAACUACCUCCUUGACAAAGCUUCCGAUAUAUUCGAUAGUGUAUUUUUGCUAUUAGUCUGUGCUUAUAAUCAUAGAAUUGUACUUACGAAGGUUAAACUUAUCAUAUGGAUCAAAAUGGUGGUACUUUUGAAAUUCUAUUUAGCAAGCAAGUUUAAACUGUGCUAGUGCAGGUGUUACAAGUCACUGUCUUAGACCAAUCCUGCUUAAAGAGUAAAUAUACUUAAACAUUGACUAUGUAAAGUUAAAAAAACUAAAUUGACAGGAAUAAAAAUGAUCACAAGCAUCCACAAAAUCAUCAUUUUCCAAUUCUGUCAAUUUAGUUUUAAUAUGGUAAAGCGAUAUCGUUAACAGAGAAAAAUACAUGAUCUAUUUUGUUAUUUCGAUUUACUUAUAUAUUAAAAUAUGAAUAAAGAUCUUUUAUUUUGUAAAUGUAAAUUAAUUAUGAUAAAAUUAAUUAGAAGUACCGAUUGUAUACGGAGGGGUAAUAUUUUACAGCAAACUAAUUUAAUUAUGCUGAUCUACCGUAAUCUUUGAAACGAUUCAAAAGUCGGUAAAAACAGCUCUAUACUCUCCCACAGUAAGAUGUCGUAUGCUCAUAGUAAAGCCAUGUGUAGAUGGCCCAACAAAUCAACUUCCGAUACGAGUCAUCAUCCAACCGGUCUGUUGUUUAAAACGGCAUACGAGCAAACAAGCGUUUUAUGGCGUACAGGCUCAUUUGCAUUAGUCGAUAGGAAACUCAUUCGAUCGUUGUCAAUUUUCAUUGGUCGAUUGAGAAUACCAUGGACGUAGAGAAUACAUUCAGUGUGCGAGUGUUUUCUAAAAUGCCGGUUAUUACUAUUAAUUAGUUAGUUCAGGGCAUUACGGCGUCUGGGGAGCAUUCCUGGAUGCUGCCUAUCGACCAAUGAAAAUAAGCCUUUUGAUGUUGGAAGUUAGUAUUUCUACGGACGGAAGAAUUCAGAUUGAACUGGUGCACCAAACAAUGAGUUUUUGCAAAAACUACGAUCGGCAUCAUUAAGUUAAGUCGCUUGCAAGUGCUUGUCUGUUUAUCGAGCUCUUCUUAGUACCAGUUAAUGUUUAUGUGACUUUGUAGCUUCCAGUAACGGUCUUAAAUAUACACAAUUUUGUGUUUUUUACCGAGAGACAUUGCAAUAUAGGUUAGGGUUUUAUUUUUCUGUAGUUACCAUCAGUUUUCAGCUAGCCUAAUUUUAAUUGUAUUUUUUAAUUAUUUCUUGUGUAUCCAUUGGUCUGAUGGCGCUUGUGUUCUGAGCCCAAUUACCUAAAUUAAAAAAAAACAUUAUUCUCGAUCAUCGUCAUCGGUCACUGAUUAGCAUAUGGCCUUAAUUCAUUAUGUAGGUACUCGAAAAUUAAUAUUAAAACCUAUUUUAUUGUUCUUUAUAAAAAAAAUUUUAAUGCAUGUUAAAUAAAAAAAAGCAUGCAAUAAAGUGUUAUGAACACCCCAAAUGAAAAAAAAAAUGUAACGCAAGCGCCUUAUUUUAUUUUAUUCGUUGUUUUGAAAUAUUUCGCGAUUAGAAACAACAAAUUCGAUAUUGCUAGUAUUUGUAGUGAAAUAUGUAUGUUCAAUAAACGAUUGACUAGUCACAGAUGUUAGAGCCAAAACACUGAUCAAAAUUUUAAAUUUGUAAUGGUUGUUUUAAAUUCUGAAGAUCAUCCAAAAAGAAAUUUUAGAAUUUUAUGGUAUUUAUCCUUGAAUAAGGCUUAACUCAUACGUAUCAUGAUUUAACAUAACGAUUUUCUGUCAUUACACUGUACAUAUUAAUCUCAAAAAAAAACAACAACAACUGAAGUCAUAAAUAAAAACGUUAAAUGUUACAGGUCCUAGGGGUCAGCCUUGUAGUACACCGUUACUAUUAUAGAGGUGUUUUUGUGUGUUGAUGUACUAUCAGUAGAUGAAGCAACAGGGCCAAGACUGUCGCGAGAUAAGUUGGCUUGUCUGUAGAAGACUCUAAAAAAAGACCUCCGUAAAAAAAUGUUGAAUGGGGACCAUAUGAGAUUGUGCUUCUAACAAAAAUUAUUUAUUUGAACCAGAAUUUAAGUUUUCAGGAAAACUUUAGAAUUGUCAAAAUUACGAUAGCACGAUAUGUGACAGAUUUACAUAAACUUCAGAGUCGCUUUUUAGGAUUUUACACCCGAAGAGUGCCAAUGGAACUCAUUAGGCUUCCAUUGUCACCCGCUGUCUGUCUCAUAAACCACAAUAGGUAGAGAGUCGAAAUUUUCACAGAAUAUAUAUUUCUAAUGCUCCUACAACAAUAAAUAAUAAUUAACCAAGAUGGCCAAUCCCAAACAUACCGCCAUACAAAUUAAAAAAAAUUAAAGUACAUAGUGUACUGUACAUAGGAGUCCGACUCGCAAUGACCGGUUUUUCCUUGUUUAACUUGAAAACUCGAGGCUACAUUGAUAUUCUUUAUCUAAUGUGGUUUAUUUUUCACGCACGUGUGAACUAAUCCUUAUUCUAGGUAAACAGAUUCCAUUUGAUUUUGGCAUUGUUUUCCAAUUAGAUAGCAUGCGUCAAAUCCACGUAAGGGAUGACGUUAAUGCAAACGGACCGUCACGAUUUUAUUUAUCGACUGUACGGUGAGAACAAACCUAUUGUUAAUUGCUUUUGUUUCGAUGGCUUUGUUAUAAAUCAUUAUUUCAAUAUCGAACUUGUUGUUUCUAUCGUGAUAAUUACCGGUACGUAUUCCAUUCGUGUUAGGCUCAAUAUCUUUCAUACUUUUUGGAAAGUCAUUAGUUCUGUGUCGUUUGGAUGUUUGUCUCCAAACUAAACUACAUCGAUAAUUUUAAAAGUUUCUCUGUCCUUUUCCGCUUGAAACAUUAGGAAAACGAUGGAUGAAAAGGAUGGAAAUACUUUUGAACAUGUCAAGCUAAGAAGCUUAUAUUAAAUAAUCUAUUUUUCCUUAAUGGCCUGUAAAGACGAUGGACUUUUGUCCACGAGGGACAAAAACUGAUUCACUUAAGAAUUGCAUCGUGUAACGCACACGAUGAACUAGUAUUACGCCAAAAAAUGUAGUAAACGACAACGAACUUUUGUCCUCCGUGGACAAAUAGUUCUGGGCAGGUCCUAAAGGAAAUAAAAGGCUAACUAAUCGCAGAUUAUCGUAGUAAACGCGCUCUGUCUUAGAUCUAAUCACUUUUUUCUAUCAGCCAAGAUUUUCAUCUUACCUUUGGAUUUAUUGCGCAUACACUUUCAAAAUUGCAGACGAUUAAGUAUAUUGAAACAGUGAAUGCAAUUCGAAUUGUUUAAUUUCAUUGGCACAAUCGAAGCUAUUAUUGCGAGUGCAUUUUGCAAUUAUAUCUCUGGUCUCUACCUAUUUGAUAUUGAGCCUGAUAUGAAUAUUGUAGGGUCAGCAACAAAAACAUUUGUACUUAAAAACUCUAUUAAAUUAAGACCGCUUUGCUCCUUCCGCGUCAUUCCAUUCUGCGUUCAAUUAGGAAAUUAUCAUUUACAUUAAUUUUUAAUUAAAACUUCUGUAAUAUGGCAAUCAAGAGAAGUCGGCGAAGUUUCUGUAGACUUGCGCCAAAGGCCUGAUUCUCUGUGGUAUUAAAAUCGUGUUUAUUCAUAAACGCAGUUUGUUGCAAAUGAGGCACUUGUUUUCUUAAACGGUUUUAGGACUCUGGGUCUCUGGGUUCUAGCCUUUCGAGCCUGGGUUCUAGCCUUUCGAGCCUGACACUUUUUGCAUAAAAAGCUUUCAACUUUUGUUGGCGACAUAGCAAAAAGAAAUAAAAUAUAAGUUACAAUUUGAAUGCUACAAGAAAUCGGUUUCCCUGGUGUCAAAACUUAAAAAUUGAGGUUUUAAGGUUGUUUUUACUUUAAGGAUUUGGUUUUUGUUGCUCUCCGUACAAAAGUGCCAAGAACAACGCAUGUCGUGCUCCUCGCUCAUAUGUUAAAAGCGAAUUCGCGACAAAAUGACUCUCUAGUUAAGGGGACGCUAGUACAUAAUGCCUUAAGUUGUAUGUCAUAAGCUUAUUAAAUAGUUUUUAUUCAAAUAUAUUUACUUCUAUACAAGGUUGAAAUGAUAAGAAUCUUCAUACAAUUGUUAUUUUCGUUAAACACAUGUUUAAAAACCUGGUGCUGGUAUUGAAACGACGUCGCCUGAUGAACAAAAUAACUUGAAAAAUACUUAUGCGUAGUUAGCACUUGUUGCAAAGUUUCAUAUUUUUACUGUUGAUUGCUAUUAAUAAUUCUAAAAUUAAUUUCAAAAGAUGUAUUGCUUACUUAACUUAAUCAACGUAUAAUCUCCCAUAUUUCUUAUUGUAUUGUUCUAAAAUAAAAGUGAUUUACUUAAAUACUGAAUUGAGUGCCAAGUAAAAUAGAAGCAGUUAAAUUACGAAUAAAAUUUCGAACAAGACAUUGAAUUUGAGAAAUUUCGAGAUAACUUUUAUAUAUUUUUAAUUAUUAACGUCAUUUUAUUCACCAGGUGACUUAAUUGUAACGUGAUUAAUAAUAAUAUCAGGUUUUUUGAUAUAUGUCGUUUAAUAUGAAAAUGCCUGUGAAAACUUAUCGUUUCCACUCUGUAUGCUUACAUUUAUAGUUAUUUUCUCUCUUCCGAGUUGCCUGUUUCGUGUAACGAUUAGGGCUUUGGAUAAACAAAACGUGACGGUGAUUUGUAAUACGAGAAAUGUAUUAAACAGCACUGUCGUCUCGCGUCUUGUUUAUCCAUACCUCAACUAGCGGUAACGCAGUUGUUGGGCGACAUAAUGAAUAAUGAUUAUUUUAAUUUUAUUAUUAUAUUUGUGAAGAGUUUUAAGCUAUUGUAAAUUUUACAGAAAACUAAAUAAAAAAAUGUUGUGAAAAUAAAUUAUAAAAAAGUGAUAAACAGUGAA
Maniola jurtina (meadow brown) is the source of this 12698-nucleotide messenger RNA. RefSeq names its product terminal nucleotidyltransferase 5C. Gene Ontology annotation, molecular function: RNA binding; poly(A) RNA polymerase activity. The coding region runs from base 211 to 1512 and encodes 433 amino acids. The transcript is spliced from 3 exons. Lineage: Eukaryota; Metazoa; Arthropoda; Insecta; Lepidoptera; Nymphalidae. The record is from RefSeq and is a predicted model, not a curated record. Gene Ontology annotation, biological process: mRNA stabilization.